AUGCCUUUAUUUUCGACCCGCCGCCACCAUCCUCAUCCUGCAAGUUACUCUAAUACCUCCCGUCGACGAGAGCGAUAUUACCACCGCCGUGAUCCUGACCAUGUUGCUGGAGGCUACAGAGCUGCUCUUGCAAACCCAAAUACUACCAGUGCAGGUCGUCGACAUGCCAAACAUGAACUCCGAGCAAUGGGUCGAAGCACCCAUGUUCCAUUGAUGACCAAGAUUAAACGCACAUUGGGUAUUCGAAGUACUCCUCGUCGCAAACGUGAACAAGAGAAGCAUUAUGAACGAGAACAUAGGCAUCGAAGGAAGUACUAA
This is a messenger RNA of Lentinula edodes (shiitake mushroom), 318 nucleotides long. RefSeq lists its product as uncharacterized. The transcript is spliced from 3 exons. The record is from RefSeq and is a predicted model, not a curated record. Lineage: Eukaryota; Fungi; Basidiomycota; Agaricomycetes; Agaricales; Omphalotaceae. Bases 1 to 318 code for a protein of 105 amino acids.